AAACUAAUGAACUCUUGUUUCCUGUCUGUAGAAACAAAUUGGAGAAACACAGAAGGAAUUUCAGCAGAGAAUUCAGAUGAGAGAGAAGGAGCUGCAGGAGCUGAGAGAGGCUGUGGCCUCAAUCACAAGAUCAGCACAGUCAGCAGUGGAGGACAGUGAGAGGAUCUUCACUGAGAUGAUCCGCUCCAUUGAGAGAAGAUGCUCUGAGAUGACACAGCUGAUCAGAGAUCAGGAGAAGGCUGUAGUGAGUCAGGCUGAAGGAGACAUGGAGAGACUGAAGCAGGAUAUUGAUGAACUGAAGAGGAGACACUCUGAGCUGGAGCAGCUUUCACACACAGAGGAUCACAUCCAUUUCCUCCAGAGUUGCCAGGGUCUUCCUGUCACCCCUGAAGCUGGAUUUUGGCCCAGAAUCUCCAUCAGUCCACGCUGCUCUUUAGAGAACAUGAGGAAGGUGGUUUCUGAGCUGAAGGAUCAACUGGAGAAUGUUUGCAAAAAGAAAAUGGCAGAGAUCCAUCAUACAGUUACCAAAGACACCAUCCUACCGGUAUUAGUGCCCAGGACCAGAGCAGAAUUCUUACAAUACUCCUGCCAGCUGACGUUGGACCCCAACACAGCAAACAGAGAUCUGUCUCUGUCAGAGGGGAACAGGAAGGUGACAUGGGGGGAAGACUGGCAGCCAUAUCCUGAUCAUCCAGAGAGAUUUGACUGCUGGCCCCAAGUUCUGUGCAGAGAGAGUCUGACUGGUCGCUGUUACUGGGAGGCUGAGUGGAGUGGAGGUGGAGCCUGGAUAGGAGUGACUUAUAAAGGAAUCAGUAGGAAAGGAUGGAGUGCUGACUGUCAGCUUGGAGCCAAUGACAAGUCAUGGAUGCUGUGCUGCUCAACUGACAGUUACUCUGUCUAUCACAAUAAUAAAGAGACUGUCAUACCCAUAAAGCCCUCAGGCUCCCGCAGAGUAGGAGUGUAUCUGGACUGGGCGGCUGGUACUCUGUCCUUCUACAGAGUCUCCUCUGAUGGACUGACCCUCCUGUACAGCUUCACCUCCUCAUUCACUGAACCCCUCUGCCCAGGGUUUUGGGUUUAUGACGACUCCUCUGUGUCCCUGUGCAUGCUGGGAUAGCUCACUGUGUGCUGGAGGAAUCAUUUUUACCUUAUCAGAGUGUCACAUGUCGCUGCUUCUCCAUGGCAAAAAGGUAAAAUCUUUUCUUUGUAACCAGUAUAACCCUUUUUAUUCUGUCUGAGGUGUGAUGUAUGUUAGACAAAAUAAGUGACUGGGUUCAACAAACAACAAACAUGCAAAGUGACUGUUUUUCUCUCUGAUUAAAAUGUAAUAAUGUAAUGAAAUGUAAACCUCAUGAUUUUGGGGGUUGGGGACUUUUCCCCUCCCCCGUAUAUGUACAAUUUGGGUCAUUUUAAAUAUUUGAUGCCAUUUCAGUAGGUUCAGUGCCCCAAGAUGUAAUGCUGCUACAACUUUUCAUAACAUUCAUAAAUCUACAUUUGAACUGCAUCAUUUCAAAUUAUUACAUGUUUUUUAAUAAUUAGCAGAGAAAAAAAGUUAUAAUGACAUUUAUUUCAACUUUUAUAUUUGUGUUUUUCCAAAGAGUACGAAGAAUUUUGCCUGUCCCCAUUGUUCAUCAUACCAACAGCAUGGUCAAAUUUGAGUUAAUAAUGUUAAAUAAUAAUAAACUUUUUUUGCAGAAUUAGGCACUUCUAACCCCUUCCCAUGUAUAAUAUAUUUUCUUUGGAAAAGAGAUUGGAAUUUAAGGGAAAUUUAAGUAUUUACUUAUAUUUAAAUUUCUCGGUCCCUGUGUUUAAUUCAACCCCGUAAUGAAACCAACACCACCCCCAUUUAAUAAAAGUAAUGGUUUGAUCCUGUAUCUCUUGAACAGCACUGGUGUGACAAGCGGUAAAUUACUUUCUCAUUUCUCAUAAAUAUUUUGUUUUUUAUGAACAUAUAGGUUCCGUCAGGCUUAGGUGUUCAACACUGUUGGAGGAAAAACACAUAGUUUAGAAGGUUUUAUCAAAAAGUAAUUUUUAUAGCUAUAAAAUAGAACAAUAUCUAAGCCAAAGAAUGCUGUGUCAUCCUGCUAGCUGCUAGCGUUAACAAUUAGCAUCAGAUUAAGACAAAAACCCCAUUACAUUUUUCAGUGUGAUGUGGUUGAAUGACUACUACAGGGAUGAAUAUCUUUACAAUAUUUAAUGUAUAUUCAUAUACACAUGAUAUUUUGGAACCUAUGUGGAUGUUUGUUAUUAGUGGCUGUCAGUGGUUUGCAUUAGCAACUAAAAAAAUUGAGGAUUUUUUUAAAACGAAAGUUGUAUAAGUGAUCGUGAUCUUGCCUCUCAUUCCCAUAUGAGAAAUUUUCAGUAUUGCUUUCAAGUUCAUGUUCAUUUUACCAGUUACUUAUCAAAAGGACACUGACUUGUCAAUACUUUCAGAUUAAAUGAUGGCAAAAACAGCGGCAGAAAGGCACAGAGAGUACAGGGCAAGAAGAAAUGCUGAUCCAGGACGAAGGGCCAGAUGCCUCAUUAAUGAACGGCAGAGAUGGAAACGAGAUGUUGAGGCAGGGAAGAAGAAAAGUAUACGAGCUCUAAAUGAGAGAGGUCAAAGGAUGAGGAGAAAGAUGUGCAGGAAGGCAAAGGAGCGGUAAACGAAAAGGCAACAAGCUGUAAACAGUAUUGCAGCCCCUCCACAAAGUCCUGAAAGAGAUGAGCUGAUGUCUCAUUAAGCUUCAAGGUUAGGAAAAGAUAUUUCAAGUGUGGAAUCAGUAGUAAGGUGUAUGUACAUGUUAGAGAAAGUGUAGGUUUGCGUGUGUGUGUGUGUGUGUGUGUGUGAGUGAGGGGGGGAGAGAGGGACACUGAUUGGCUUCUACUCAGUUGUUCUGAGCCUGGUUGUGAAUUUAUUUUCUGUUUUAGACAAUCUGUAAAGGGGAAGAAAAAAUCUAGAAAAACAGGAGAGAACAUGUUCAACCCUGUUCUAAAGCAUUCAGUCCUGUUAUGAGAUACAUAUGUUACCUUUUUGUCGUAAAUAAACAAAACAAAGCUUCAAGAUGUUUUUUAUUGUUUGCAUUAUAUUGUGACAAAUAUGUCAAGUUAUAUUUUGUAAACUUUACAUGAUAUUAUUGCACUUUUCUAGCAAAAUUACAAAGUUCAGCGACAAACAGUCAUGCUUUUGCAGAUUAUGAAGUAGAAAUUCAGGGGUUUCCUUUAUUUUCUAUCUAAUAAAAAUAUAUUAUUAAUUACAAGGGACACAUAAAUUGCUAGGCCAUGCUAGUGGCAGCUCAUAAACUUAUUGUAAAAAAUAAUAGCGGAAUUACAAAAUGGCUGUGACGGGGUUGAAUUAAAAUGUGACUUGUGACAGACAAAUAUGCAAAAAAAUAACUUCAUUUUCUAUGUUUAGGUGGGAAAAAGUAUUUUUUAUACAGUACUGACAUUAUCAGGUAUUAUCAAACCAAAAAAGAUCUAAAUUUGUAAAGUACUUUUUUACCAUCCUUCUCAAUCACAAAUGGCACCGUUUCUGUAGAAUCACCCUUUUAUAUAUUUCUGUCUCUAUUGUAUUUGCUGCCUGUGCACUGACAAUAAGGGCUUCAUAUUCUAUUCUAUUAAUGUCCCGGUUCAGCACUGUCCAAAGUGUAACUGAGUAACAUGAUUAAUCUGCGCUGUAUGCAGCUUCCUAACGUGACAUUAAAUUAACCCACUAAACAUUGGACGUCGGAUAGGCGUGCAGAUCAUGUCUAUAUUAGGUCCGUCAGUCCAUGACCAAUUCUGGACAAACUAGGUCCACAAUUUGAACGUCCAUCCAUGACCCAACUUGCACGUCAAUAUGACAUUCAACAUUUGAACGUAAUUUUUUUGACGUUAUUUUAACGACUAUGACAGGUGCAGGAAAUAUAGUUUUACAAAUAUCAACAUUGUUGUUAUCAACAUAAUAAAUGUGAAUACAGAUGAUUAU
Messenger RNA from Paramormyrops kingsleyae, 3946 nucleotides. Lineage: Eukaryota; Metazoa; Chordata; Actinopteri; Osteoglossiformes; Mormyridae. The record is from RefSeq and is a predicted model, not a curated record.